AUGUCAGACGUGUCAAAUUUAACAGAUUUACAAUGGGCAAAAGUAGCACGCUAUCCAUCUUAUACCGUUGCCCGAACCUGGGAUUUUUGGGGGCUUAAUCAGUACGGUACGUUCCUUAUUGAAUCAACGUCAACCGCAAAUGACGAUGAAGGACUAUCAGGCUUGUUUGGGAUAAAGUUUUCCACCCAUGAAACCUGGCCUAAUACAACGUUACCGGAAAACAAUGUCGUUCCCUGGGGUCUAAGAAAGCACCUGGGCUGGAUUAAAGAAAAGUAUGGAAAUCCAGAGAUUUACGUGACGGAAAAUGGAUACGCAGAGCCCAUGGGUGCCGAUCUUCGAGAUUACGACAGGGUGAAAUUUUACAGAGAUUACAUCAACGAGAUGCUAAAAUCUGUGAGCAUCGAUGGCGUCAAUGUGCGCAUGUACACGGCUUGGACGCUUCUCGAUGCGUUUGAAUGGAAGUUAGGAUAUACUGUCUCUUUUGGCGUGGUGGCGGUCAACUUUAGCGACCCAAGGAGACAACGGACCCCCAAAUUAUCGGCCUUUUGUCUCAAGCAAAUUUAUAAUGAUAAUGGAUUUCCUAAGUGA
Molecule: messenger RNA, 588 nt
Organism: Folsomia candida
Lineage: Eukaryota; Metazoa; Arthropoda; Collembola; Entomobryomorpha; Isotomidae
Product: cytosolic beta-glucosidase-like
Exons: 3
Coding region: 1-588 (195 amino acids)
Biological process (GO): carbohydrate metabolic process
Molecular function (GO): beta-glucosidase activity
Source: RefSeq, a predicted model, not a curated record